GGGUGCAUUCGGCAACGGACCAGCUGUCAUGGCGCCUCAGUGUUGUGUGCCCAAAUGUGCGUCCUCAAAGAGAAAAAAUCCUACCGUGGACAGACUUUCCACCGUUUCCCCAAAGAGCAGGCACUUCGCCGUGAAUGGAUAAAUCACGUCAAGAGGGAUCCUGGUCCAUAUUUCAAGAUCAACGCUGAGACCAAGGUUUGCUCUGAGCACUUUGAGAAGCAGUGUUUUGUAAAGACCGCCCGUGGUAUCACAGAGCUUAUAAAGGAUGCUGUGGCAACUUUGUUCGCCUGGACUUCAGAGAGGCCAAAGAGGAGAAUCAUCAUUCGCAGACCGAGUACAGAUUCCAUGGAGGUGGAUGAAAACCAGCCUGAUGUGAGAAGGGAUGCCUUGAGUGUUGUCUUGUUGUCCCUCCAGCACAGAUGUACCUCCUCCACAGCCAUACCAUGAUUAUGCUGUUCCACCGCUGACACCAGAGGGACAACUUGAGGCGGCACGCAAGCACAUCAUAGAGCAAGACAAGUUAAUAGCACAACUUAAAGGGACACUGUGUGAGAUUUUUAUUUGUUUAUUUCCAGAAUGCAUGCUGCCCAUUCACUAAUGUUAACUUUUUCAUGAAUACUUACCACCAGCAUCAAAUUCUAAGUAUUCAUUAUGACUAAAAUUGCACUUUUCAUACAUUAAAAGGGGGAUCUUCUCCAUGGUCCGUCAUUUUGAAUUUCCAAAAAUAGCCAUUUUUAGCUGCAAAAAUGACUGUACUUGGACCAUAUUUGAAAAUAUUUGUUUAUUACUUUCAUGUAAAGAUCAACUUUGGCAAUAGGCAGCCCA
Messenger RNA from Engraulis encrasicolus (European anchovy), 825 nucleotides. RefSeq names its product THAP domain-containing protein 2-like. NCBI's taxonomy places the organism in Eukaryota, Metazoa, Chordata, Actinopteri, Clupeiformes, Engraulidae. The record is from RefSeq and is a predicted model, not a curated record. The transcript is spliced from 4 exons. The coding region runs from base 55 to 447 and encodes 130 amino acids. Gene Ontology annotation, molecular function: sequence-specific DNA binding.